Molecule: messenger RNA, 1169 nt
Organism: Phragmites australis (common reed)
Lineage: Eukaryota; Viridiplantae; Streptophyta; Magnoliopsida; Poales; Poaceae
Product: NADPH HC-toxin reductase 1-like
Exons: 5
Coding region: 59-1063 (334 amino acids)
Molecular function (GO): oxidoreductase activity, acting on the CH-OH group of donors, NAD or NADP as acceptor
Source: RefSeq, a predicted model, not a curated record
AACUGUGCGCGGUUGACAAGAAGGGAGGGAAAGGAGGGGGAGAAACGGAGGGGAGACAAUGAGCAAGGUGUGCGUCACCGGCGGCGGCGGCUACAUUGGGAGCUGGCUCGUCAGGAAGCUCCUCGACAGAGGCUGCGUCGUCCACGCCACCUUGAGGAACCUCGGGGACGAGAAGAAGGCGGCGCUGCUCCGGGCGCUCCCCGGCGCGGCGGAGCGGCUGACGCUGUUCGAGGCGGAUAUCUACGACGCCGACACCUUCGAGCCGGCCAUCGCGGGGUGCGAGUUCGUCUUCCUCGUCGCCACGCCGCUGAUGCACGACCAUACCAGCACCAAGUACAAGAACAGCACCGAAGCAGCGGUGGACGCGGCGCGCAUCAUCCUGAAGCAGUGCGAGCGGUCCGGGACGGUGAGGCGCGUCAUCCACACGGCCUCGGUCACGGCCGCCUCACCGCUGAAGGAGGACGGCAGCGGGUUCAAGGAGUUCAUCAACGAGUCGUGCUGGACUCCGCUCGGCCUCUCCUACGGAUUCAGCAACAUUCACCUGGACGCUUAUGCGUGGUCCAAGACGCUGUCGGAGAAGGAGCUGCUGCGGUACAACGAGCGCGAGUCCCGGGCGUUCGAGGUGGUCACGCUGGCGUGCGCGCUCGUCGGCGGCGACACCAUCCAGCCGUACCUGUGGAGCAGCAUCCCCGUGAUUGUGGCAACGCUGACGGGCAGCGAGAUCCACCACAACUCCCUCCUGUUCUUGCAGGCGCUGCUGGGGUCCGUGCCACUGGCGCACGUGGAGGACGUCUGCGAGGCGCACGUCUUCUGCAUGGAGCAGCCGUCCAUGGCCGGCCGCUUCCUCUGCGCGGCCGGGUACCCCAACAUGCAGGACUUCGUCGACCGCUUCGCCGGCAAGUACCCCGAGCGCAAGAUACUGCUCAAGGAGGUGACAGGGGAGGGGGUCAGGGUGAAGGCUGACACAAACAGGCUCGAGGACUUGGGGUUCAGGUACAGGUACGGAGUGGAGGAGACGUUGGACUGCAGCGUCGAAUGCGCCAAGCGAUUGGGAGAGCUCUAGAGAUGUGUAGUACGUGCAAAUGUGCAAUGUAUGCAUACUAGUUGGGAUUCGAUUGCAGCUAUUGUCACAUGGUGUAUCGUUCGUGUGUAUAUUUCUGUUGACUCCU